CCGCCUGGGCCGCUCAACUUCCGGGUCAAAGGUGCCUGAGCCGGCGGGUCCCCUGUGUCCGCCGCCGCUGUCGUCCCCCGCGCCCGCCACUUCCGGGGCCGCAGUCCCGGGCAUGGAGCCGCGACCGUGAGGCGCCGCUGGCCCCGGGACGACCUGCCCAGCCCGGCCGCCGCCCCACGUCCCGGUCUGUGUCCCACCCCUGCAGCUGGAAUGGAGGCUCUCUGGACCCUUUAGAAGGCACCCCUGCCCUCCUGAGGUCAGCUGAGCGGUUAAUGCGGAAGGUUAAGAAACUGCGCCUGGACAAGGAGAACACCGGAAGUUGGAGAAGCUUCUCGCUGAAUUCCGAGGGGGCUGAGAGGAUGGCCACCACCGGGACCCCAACAGCCGACCGAGGCGACGCAGCCGCCACGGAUGACCCGGCCGCCCGCUUCCAGGUGCAGAAGCACUCUUGGGACGGGCUCCGGAGCAUCAUCCACGGCAGCCGCAAGUACUCGGGCCUCAUUGUUAACAAGGCGCCCCACGACUUCCAGUUUGUGCAGAAGACGGAUGAGUCUGGGCCCCACUCCCACCGCCUCUACUACCUGGGGAUGCCAUAUGGCAGCCGAGAGAACUCUCUCCUCUACUCUGAGAUUCCCAAGAAGGUCCGGAAAGAGGCUCUGCUGCUCCUGUCCUGGAAGCAGAUGCUGGAUCAUUUCCAGGCCACGCCCCACCACGGGGUCUACUCUCGGGAGGAGGAGCUGCUGAGGGAGCGGAAGCGCCUGGGGGUCUUCGGCAUCACCUCCUACGACUUCCACAGCGAGAGCGGCCUCUUCCUCUUCCAGGCCAGCAACAGCCUCUUCCACUGCCGCGAUGGCGGCAAGAACGGCUUCAUGGUGUCCCCUAUGAAACCGCUGGAAAUCAAGACCCAGUGCUCAGGGCCCCGGAUGGACCCCAAAAUCUGCCCUGCCGACCCUGCCUUCUUCUCCUUCAUCAACAACAGCGACCUGUGGGUGGCCAACAUCGAGACAGGCGAGGAGCGGCGGCUGACCUUCUGCCACCAAGGUUUAUCCAAUGUCCUGGACGACCCCAAGUCUGCAGGCGUGGCCACCUUUGUCAUACAGGAAGAGUUUGACCGCUUCACUGGGUACUGGUGGUGCCCCACAGCCUCCUGGGAAGGUUCAGAGGGCCUCAAGACGCUACGAAUCCUAUACGAGGAAGUGGAUGAGUCCGAGGUGGAGGUCAUUCACGUCCCUUCUCCUGCACUAGAAGAAAGGAAGACGGACUCGUAUCGGUACCCCAGGACAGGCAGCAAGAAUCCCAAGAUCGCCUUGAAACUGGCCGAGUUCCAGACCGACAGCCAGGGCAAGAUCGUCUCGACCCAGGAGAAGGAGCUGGUGCAGCCCUUCAGCUCGCUGUUCCCGAAGGUGGAGUACAUCGCCAGGGCCGGGUGGACCCGGGAUGGCAAAUACGCCUGGGCCAUGUUCCUGGACCGUCCCCAGCAGUGGCUCCAGCUCGUCCUCCUCCCCCCGGCCCUGUUCAUCCCAAGCACAGAGAAUGAGGAGCAGCGGCUAGCCUCUGCCAGAGCCGUCCCCAGGAACGUCCAGCCGUAUGUGGUGUACGAGGAGGUCACCAAUGUCUGGAUCAAUGUAAGCGGGACAAGCGCUGGCUGUGUGUCUGCCUGGGCCCUGAAGUCACACUGCCCCCACCCCCACGUCCCAGAAGUGAGCCCUCAGUUACAAACCGUCUGGAGUGAGCCCUUCAGCCCCAGGGAAGAUGAAUUUAAGUGCCCCAUUAAGGAAGAGAUUGCUCUGACCAGCGGUGAAUGGGAGGUUUUGGCGAGGCACGGCUCCAAGAUCUGGGUCAACGAGGAGACCAAGCUGGUGUACUUCCAGGGCACCAAGGACACGCCGCUGGAGCACCACCUCUACGUGGUCAGCUAUGAGGCGGCCGGGGAGAUCGUGCGCCUCACCACGCCCGGCUUCUCCCACAGCUGCUCCAUGAGCCAGAACUUCGACAUGUUCGUCAGCCACUACAGCAGCGUGAGCACACCACCCUGCGUGCACGUCUACAAGCUGAGCGGCCCCGACGACGACCCCUUGCACAAGCAGCCCCGCUUCUGGGCCAGCAUGAUGGAGGCAGCCAGCUGCCCCCCGGAUUACGUGCCUCCAGAGAUCUUCCACUUCCACACGCGCUCAGACGUGCGGCUCUACGGCAUGAUCUACAAGCCCCACGCCUUGCAGCCAGGGAAGAAGCACCCCACCGUCCUCUUUGUUUAUGGAGGCCCCCAGGUGCAGCUGGUGAAUAACUCCUUCAAAGGCAUCAAGUACUUGCGGCUCAACACGCUGGCCUCCCUGGGCUACGCCGUGGUCGUGAUUGACGGCAGGGGCUCCUGUCAGCGGGGGCUUCGGUUCGAAGGGGCCCUGAAAAACCAAAUGGGCCAGGUGGAGAUCGAGGACCAGGUGGAGGGCCUGCAGUUCGUGGCGGAGAAGUAUGGCUUCAUCGACCUGAGCCGAGUUGCCAUCCAUGGCUGGUCCUACGGGGGCUUCCUCUCGCUCAUGGGGCUAAUCCACAAGCCCCAGGUGUUCAAGGUGGCCAUCGCGGGUGCCCCAGUCACCGUCUGGAUGGCCUAUGACACAGGGUACACUGAGCGCUACAUGGACGUCCCCGAGAACAACCAGCAUGGCUAUGAGGCGGGUUCCGUGGCCCUGCACGUGGAGAAGCUGCCUAACGAGCCCAACCGCCUGCUCAUCCUCCAUGGCUUCCUGGACGAAAACGUGCACUUUUUCCACACAAACUUCCUCGUCUCCCAACUGAUCCGAGCAGGGAAACCUUACCAGCUCCAGAUCUACCCCAACGAGAGACACAGUAUUCGCUGCCCCGAGUCGGGCGAGCACUAUGAAGUCACGUUGCUGCACUUUCUACAGGAAUACCUCUGAGCCUGCCCGCCCGGAGCCGCCACAUCACAGCACAAGUGGCUGCAGCCUCCGCGGGGACCAGGCAGAAGGGACUGAGUGGCCCGCGGGCCCCAAUGAGGCACCUUGUCCCGCCCCGCGCUGGCCAGCUCCAAGGAGCCGCUGCCUUCACCGCCCCGACGCCUUUUAUCCUUUUUAAAAUGCUCCUGGGUUUUAUGUCCGCUGCUUCUUGGUUGCCGAGAUAGAGAGAUGGUGGUCUCGGGCCAGCCCCUCCUCUCCCUGCCUUCUGGGAGGAGGAGGUCACAUGCUGAUGGGCACUGGAGAGGCCAGAAGAGACUCACAGGAGCGGGCUGCCCUCCGCCCGGGGCUCCCUGUGACCUCUCGGUCCCCUGGCCCAGCCAGCCACCGUCCCCAGCACCCAAGCAUGCAAUUGCCUGUCCCCCCUGCCAGCCUUCCCUACUUCAUGUUUGUGUUUUGUUUGAGGGGAUAUUUUUCAUAAUUAUUUAAAAGACAGGCCGGGCGCGGUGGCUCACGUCUGUAAUCCCAGCACUUUGGGAGGCUGAGGCGGGCGGAUCACCUGAGUAGGAGAUCGAGACCAUCCUGGCUAACCUGGUGCAACCCCGUCUCUGCGUCUCUACUAAAAAUACAAAAAAUUAGCCGGGCGUGGUGGCUCACGCCUGUAAUCCCAGCUACUCGGGAGGCUGAGGCAGGAGAAUCGCUUGAACCUAGAAGGCUGAGGUUGCGGUGAGCCGAGAUUGCGUCAUUGCACUCCAGCCUGGGCAACAAAAGCGAAACUCCGUCUCACAAUAAAUAAAAAACAAAAGACAGAAAGCAAGGGGUGCCUAAAUCGAGACUCGGGGUCCACACCAGGCAGUGGGGUUGCAACCCAGCACCUGGUAGGCUCCAUUUCUUCCCAAGCCCGAGCAGAGGGUCAUGCGGGCCCCACAUGAGGAGCAGCCAGGGCCCACAGGGGGCACCACCUGUGGACAGCCCUCCUGUCCCCAAGCUUUCAGGCAGGCACUGAAACGCACCGAACUUCUACGCUCUGCUGGUCAGUGGCGGCUGUCCCCUCCCCAGCCCAGCCGCCCGGCCACAUGUGUCUGCCUGGCCCUACACACCGGGGGUUCCGGGGUUGGGAGCUGAACCAUCCCCACCUCAGGGUUAUAUUUCCUCCUCCCUUUCCCUCCCCGCCAAGAGCUCUGCCGGGGCGGGCAAAAAAAAAGUAAAAAGAAAAGAAAAAAAAGAAAAAAAAAAACAGAAACAAACCACCUCUACAUAUUAUGGAAAGAAAAUAUUUUUGUCGAUUCUUAUUCUUUUAUAAUUAUGCGUGGAAGAAGUAGACACAUUAAACGAUUCCAGAUGGAAACAUG
Cercocebus atys (sooty mangabey) is the source of this 4261-nucleotide messenger RNA. It is a transcript of the gene DPP9, whose product is annotated as dipeptidyl-peptidase 9. The transcript is spliced from 22 exons. NCBI's taxonomy places the organism in Eukaryota, Metazoa, Chordata, Mammalia, Primates, Cercopithecidae. The coding region runs from base 273 to 2915 and encodes 880 amino acids. The record is from RefSeq and is a predicted model, not a curated record. Gene Ontology annotation, biological process: proteolysis. Gene Ontology annotation, molecular function: serine-type peptidase activity; dipeptidyl-peptidase activity.